Molecule: messenger RNA, 740 nt
Organism: Silurus meridionalis
Lineage: Eukaryota; Metazoa; Chordata; Actinopteri; Siluriformes; Siluridae
Gene: mgst3a
Product: microsomal glutathione S-transferase 3a
Exons: 6
Coding region: 182-643 (153 amino acids)
Cellular component (GO): endoplasmic reticulum; membrane; nuclear envelope
Molecular function (GO): glutathione transferase activity; glutathione peroxidase activity
Source: RefSeq, a predicted model, not a curated record
AUUUUUGCCCAACUUAUGCUGUUUGGAAAGGACUGAAUGAGCGCCCCUACAGGCGGUGUGUGGUAUCGGUAGUCAUUUAAAGUGGGAUUCAAACGAGGAAAUCAAGUUCCUGUUCCUGCAACAUACACUACGGAUCUGAUUGAGCCAGCACAGGUGCUUUAAUUUAGCCUCAGGUGAGACCAUGGUGGUUUUAUCUAAGGAAUAUGGCUACGUGCUGCUGACCGGAACAGCCUCCAUUCUUCAGGUGUCCUAUCUGGCUUAUGCUGUGGUGAAAGCGCGCAUUAAAUACAAUGUGCAGUAUCCCAAGAUGUACAGCGAUGACCCAGAGAAUGGCCAGAUCUUCAACUGCAUCCAGAGAGCUCACCAGAAUACUGUUGAAGUCAUGCCCUCUUUCCUGUUCCUCUUGGCGGCUGGAGGCAUCUACCACCCACGCCUGGCCAGUGUUCUGGGAGUAAUCUGGAUUGCCGGUAGAGCAGUGUAUGCACGCGGAUACUCCUCUGGUGAGCCUAAGAAAAGGAAGCGUGGUGGUUUUGGGUUCUUGGGUCUCCUGGGUCUGUUCUUGUGUACUGUGGACUCUGCCAGAACCAUGGUGGGGUGUGGCUGGCAACCCGAGUGGCCCAGACACAUGUUCAAAACCUUCUGAAUAAAACACACACACACGCACUGUUAGUGUGGGUUUUUCUUUUAAUGUGUAACCGAUUUUGUAAGUAGAAUAAAGUAAUUAAAGUUAUACAUCAUAA